Molecule: messenger RNA, 1305 nt
Organism: Penicillium subrubescens
Lineage: Eukaryota; Fungi; Ascomycota; Eurotiomycetes; Eurotiales; Aspergillaceae
Product: fungal specific transcription factor domain-containing protein
Exons: 7
Coding region: 1-1305 (434 amino acids)
Biological process (GO): DNA-templated transcription
Cellular component (GO): nucleus
Molecular function (GO): DNA binding; zinc ion binding
Source: RefSeq, a predicted model, not a curated record
AUGAAUACCAGACUGAAGCGGGUUUGCGUUUACGACGAGGGCACCUUCACUUCCGCGACGACACCGAAUCUUGCUUCUGAGAGCCCCGCAGUACUCUCGGAACCGUGGGCGGCUACGGUCAUCGCUCAAUUCCGGACGAAUGCUCUGAGCGCCCUUGGCUCUGUGGACAAGACACGAAAGAUGUCUCGCACUUACUUCAGCUCGACUCAUUUCAAGCUGGCAAUUCUAUCUGAAAAGAAGUUUUACGAGCGCCUACCUAGCCUGUUCGUGUCCACGUCUGCGGAUUUAGGCUUUACCACGCUAUGCCUAUGCAUGCAUUUAGCCCAACAAAACCCUUCGCCUUCGAACGGUAGCAUGCUAUCGUCGCUUUAUGUUCUUGUUAAGACAGUGCUUUAUGAAGUGGGUCAUGGAAUUUACCCAGCUGCUUCCAUAUCCAUGGCGUCUUGUGCGAGAGCGGCCCGCAAUCUCGGUUUGCACAAAAUCCGAUCUCAGCCACUUUCAGAAAUCGAGAAUGAAGUCGCCGAGGAAAGAAGGACCUGGUGGGCAGUCCACAAUCUCGAUAGAUUCAUCAAUCUCUAUAAUGGUGAUGCAAUCUUCAAUAGUGAGGAUGCUGGCGAGGAGGACCCUUUACCUCCUGAUGAUGGACCUCUUUCAUUGGAGCCUCUACCAUAUAUCAAACCGACCAUUGCCACACCUGCGCUCUUCAGGUUAGGCCAAUUUGCACGGGAAUGCCAGGUGGCACAUCUCGUUGGAAGGGUUGUUCGUCAUGUUUUCAGUCCUAUUUCGGACGUACACUUCCACGAAGAGGAGGCAACACAACUUGCACGGACACUGCUCUCAUUUCUACCGCUCUUGAUCGAGGAAGAAGUCCAAUUCAGUAACUAUUGCGGAGCUCUGUCGACCUGCAUAAGCUCCCUAUUUACACUAUACGCAGCUCCCUCGCUUCGCUCGCAGAGCCGAACCCUCGAUGAAAAUACUCCUCUGUUCGCUAUGGAACAGCUUUCUGCGAAGAUGGCAGAAAUUUCCGAUUACAUUUUUGGCAUGGCACAAGACGAAAACAAACGAUUCAUGCUGUCGCCUUUCGUGCCAUAUGCUCUAUACCAGACCGCAGUAAUAGAAUUACGACUCUGGAAGCAGAAGGGUGAACCACAAUACAAGGAAAGGGCAGACAGAAUGAUACAAAUACUCUGGCUGUUUAGCAAGCGUUGGUCUAUAGCCGGAAAGUACAUAGCCGCAUUGUACUCUCCUCACCCACCAGUGACUUUGCCAGCGCAGGACUUUUACAUUAGUGAGAAUCUCAUGUAA